AUGCUAUGCUUCAGAUAUGGCCUACCUUUGAUCAUUAAUGAUGAACAACAUGGCCUACCCACACAAAAUGUGGAUCUGGAAAAUCUGGAGCCUCUUCCAGGACCAUCCUCACCAGUUCUAACUGUUUCGGAGGAAUAUCCUUUAGACGACGAUAUCCUCGAGAUGCUAGGCGCAUCCCCGAAUAAAGCCAAAAAAACGGGGGACAACAUUCAAAAGGAUAUCGCAAUCAGAUGGCAGCAUAUUGCUACCUCAGGGCUUACAAAGGAAACUCGCAAAGAACUACUAGAUAAACAUCUUAUUCCUAGUAAUUGCACUAAGUUAGCUGCCCCGCUUUUAAAUUUAGAAAUAAAAGCGGCAUUGUCAGACACUUUGAUAGGCAAAGAUAAGAGCACUGAGUACAGGCAAAAUCAAAUUGCAUCAGCAAUUUCGUGCAUUGGAGUGGCUCUGACAAAGAUAUUUAAAUCGGACUCAAAAGACUCCACGAUAAUAAAACCUUUACUUGAGGGUGCUCAAUUACUGUGCGACUUUCAAUUCUGCGAGUCAAUGAAAAGAAGAAGCCUUAUUUGCGCCUCUAUCAAGAAAGAAAUUAAGAGCCAAUUGUAUGAAACCGAAAUUGAUACCUACCUAUUUGGCGAGAAACUGGCUGAUACUCUUAAAGCUGCUAAAGCUAUCAGCAGGUCGGCCUCUGAGAUUAAAGCAUCUAAGCCCAAGACCACAAUAGGACGUCCUCAGUCUCGUGCUUUAAACUCCAAGCCUCAGCCGGUGACCAGCAGGCAGCCAGGCAAGAGGAGGCAAGAGCCUGCUGCGUAUACGCAGAUUCAAGCCGUGUAUCCACCUCCUAUCCCACAGCAACGGCGACAGUAUAUGGCACCACUGCCACCACCACCGCCGCCACCCCCUCCACCACUACUGCUGCCGCCGCCGCCAUUGCAGUCACAACAGCGAUCCAGGCAGCAGCGCCCCUAUCAACGACGCUAGACUCGCACGGCAACGUUACCGCAGUUCAAACUUAUGGCCGGAAAAUUAUCAGGGAAGCUUAUGCCAGAAGAGGUGUACCAUCAAAUUCAUUAGACGUAAUCUGUGCUUCUUUAUCAAACAAUUCAGAAAAACAAUACACUGUGGCAUUUAAACAAUGGUUCAGUUUUUGUGAUGGAAAUAAUGUAGAUUAUUAUGAGGCGUCAAUUCCCAAAAUUAUUUAUUUUCUGACAGAUGAAUUUAAUAAAGGGUCUCAAUAUGGGACACUUAAUAGUUACCGUUCCGCCUUGUCAUUAAUUAUAGGAACACGGGUGUCCUCCGAUGAUAGAAUUCGAAGACUUUUUAAGGGCUUUUACAGACUCCGUCCGCCUUUACCAAAAUACAAUAUCACUUGGGAUACAUCUAUCGCAUUAGAUUUUUUGGCAAAUUUAUAUCCUCAUAACGAAAUUUCUUUAGAACAAUUAACAAAGAAAACAGUGACUUUAAUAGCACUCAUCACUGCCCAUAGAGUGCAGACCUUAUCGCUAAUAAGGAUCGCACAGAUUACACGUUGCUCUAAUAUGAUUUAUAUAAAAAUACCGGAUAUAAUAAAAACCUCAAGAUUAGGCGCCCACCAACCGUGCCUUAAUAUACCGUUUUAUCAGAUAAAGCCUGAAAUCUGUCCUGCACUUACCUUGUUAAAUUAUUUAGAUAUUACUCGUUCAUUAAGAAGUGAUAACGAUGAUUUCUUAUUCAUAAGUCAUAAGAAACCCAAUAAGUCUGUUACCAGUCAAACUUUAAGCAAAUGGAUAAAGAAUACACUCUAUGAGAGUGGAAUUGACACCUCAAUAUUCUCUGCCCAUUCCACCCGACAUGCUAGUACCUCCGCUGCUAGCAGACUCGGUGUGAAUAUCGAUGUAAUUAGAAGUACUGCCGGGUGGAGUGGAAGUUCCCAUGUGUUUGGAAAGUUCUAUCACAGAGGCAUUGAUAAUCAUAAUACAGAUGACUUUGCUU
Molecule: messenger RNA, 1968 nt
Organism: Pararge aegeria (speckled wood butterfly)
Lineage: Eukaryota; Metazoa; Arthropoda; Insecta; Lepidoptera; Nymphalidae
Exons: 3
Coding region: 1-978 (325 amino acids)
Source: RefSeq, a predicted model, not a curated record